CCUUCUCCUAGCCUGCCGGAAAUCGCUGSGUCGGAAUGGGUUCCGGAGCCGGCGGAAGUAGCUUCUCAGUCUUCACUUGACACCGGGCGGCUGCUUGGCUGCUGGUCUUGUCAGCCUCUGGGUUGCCAGGUUCAUGUGGAGGCUCCCAAGCACCCGCGCCGUGCUUCGUGGGGUCCGGACGGCGGUGGAGCAGUGCAGCCGGACUGAAGCGGCUCCUGAAAAGGCKGCAGGCGCGAUGGAGCGCGCUGUAGUGCGCUGUGUUCCCUCGGAGCCCAAGCUGAGCUUGUCGUUUGCGCUGGCCGACGGCAGCCACAAGAACAUGCAGCGCGACCAGAGUGAGCCGCUGGGUCGGGCCCUCAGCCGGAUCGCUACCAAUGCUCUCAAGGGCCAUGCUAAGGCAGCCGCAGCUAGAAAGAACCGGAAGAACCGGUCCAACGCGAGCGGUGGCGCGGCCUGUGCAGGGUCUGGGUCGGAGACGGCAGCAAUCUGCGAGCCCGUGGUAAAGCUGUACUACCGAGAGGAAGCAGUGGCUGAGGAUGUGCUCAACGUGGACGCCUGGCAGGACGGCGCGGUGCUGCAGAUUGGCGAUGUCAAGUACAAGGUGGAGCGCAACCCACCCGCCUUCACCGAGCUUCAGUUGCCACGCUACAUCAUGGCCGGCUUCCCCGUGUGCCCUAAGCUCAGCCUUGAAUUUGGGGAUCCGUCUGGCUCUCUCUACCGCUGGUACAAGGAAGCCAACCCUGGUGCCGCGGAACCUGAAGGUGGUGGCCCUUCGUCAUUGUCUCCCUCUUCGCCAUCUUCUACUUGGACCGAAACGGAUGUGAAUGAGCGAGUCUACAUCCCGUCCAAUGCUGACAUCGGACUACGGCUGAAACUUCACUGCACUCCAGGCAAUGGGCAGCGUUUCGGGCCGAGCAGGGAAUUGGAAAGUGUGUGUCCAGUGGAGGCUGGGCCUGGUACUUGCACUUUUGACCAUCGGCAUCUCUACACCAAGAAAGUGACAGAGGACGCUCUCAUCCGCACUGUCUCCUACAACAUUUUGGCAGACACGUACGCCCAGACUGAGUUCUCACGGACUGUUCUGUACCCAUACUGUGCCCCCUAUGCCCUGGAGCUUGACUACCGCCAGAAUCUUAUCCAGAAGGAACUCACAGGCUACAAUGCCGACCUCAUCUGUUUGCAGGAGGUUGACCGCGCGGUGUUUUCGGACAGUUUGGUACCCGCAUUGGAGGCUUUCGGGCUGGAGGGCGUGUUUCGAAUCAAGCAGCACGAAGGCCUGGCCACUUUUUACCGGAAGUCAAAGUUCAACCUCCUUAGCCAGCAUGACAUUUCUUUCCAAGAAGCCCUGGAGUCUGACCCACUUCACAAAGAACUGCUGCAGAAACUAGUUUUGUACCCAUUGGCACAGGAAAGAGUGCUCCAGAGAUCUUCUGUCCUUCAGGUUUCAGUUCUUCAGUCUACAAAGGAGUCUUCUAAAAAGAUAUGUGUUGCUAAUACCCAUCUCUACUGGCAUCCAAAAGGUGGGUACAUUCGUCUCAUUCAAAUGGCAGUAGCUUUGGCUCACAUUAGACAUGUCUCAUGUGAUCUGUAUCCUGGCAUACCAGUUAUAUUUUGUGGGGACUUUAAUAGUACACCAUCAACAGGAAUGUAUCAUUUUGUCAUCACUGGCAACAUUCCAGAGGAUCAUGAAGACUGGGCUUCCAAUGGGGAAGAAGAAAGAUGCAACAUGUCUCUAACACAUUUCUUCAAACUGAAAAGUGCUUGUGGUGAACCAGCUUACACAAAUUAUGUUGGUGGCUUUCAUGGAUGUCUAGAUUACAUUUUCAUUGACUUACAUGCUUUAGAGGUUGAACAGGUGAUUCCAUUACCUAGUCAUGAAGAAGUUACCACCCACCAGGCCUUACCUAGUGUUUCCCAUCCUUCUGAUCACAUAGCACUUGUGUGUGAUCUAAAAUGGAAAUAGAUUUCUGUCUAAUGGAAUUUAAGUAUAAAAAGGAAACUAGUUACUUUGUAGAAAAUUUGAUAUGAAUCAAAGCUAAUAUGUAACUUUCAAAGAGGAAAUAUAGACUCAAUGGUAAAACUUUCUAUUCAUUCCCUACUAGUUAUGUUCCAAGACUAUUUAUGUUUGCAUCAUAUAGACCCUUUUUCCCCCUACACUUGGAGGUAAAGCAAAUAUAUUUGUGGAGAAACAGGAAGUUCAAAUAUUGUGUACAUUUUUAUAAAUGAUUUUUAAUCUAAGAAUUUUUUAAGUACCAUUUGAAUGAUCUUUUUAAUUUUCAUGACACAUUUCAGAUUGAAUCAUGUUUAUUUAAUUAUAUGAAAAAAUGCAUACAGGUUAAGGUGAAAGACCUAAAUUCUGACACGUGGAAUAACCUUAGGGUCUACCUCUACCUCAAUUUGGUCAGCAGUUUAUUACAGUUUCAGAGUUGACAAAAAAUUAAAGUUGUUGUUGUUGAUUGCUUCUGKUUUUUUUCUCCACCCCCCACCCCCAAGUACUAGGACUUAAACCCGAGGCUCUCACACAGUAAGCAAGUGCUUUGUCAUUGAGCUACAUCCCCAACCCUUUUUGAGAUGGUCUAAGUUACCCAGGCUGGCCUUGAACUUGGGAUGUUCCUGCCUUAGCCUCUCCAGCCUCCCAUGCACCACUGUAACCAACUUUAGUUUUUCAGUGUCUUCAUUCUCUAGUAUUUUUGUUGUUAAUAUAUGGUAAAAUGGACAUAAUUUAUAUUCUGAGUCAUACAGCAGCUCAUUUUAAUUUCUASUAUAUAAGCACAAUUUAGUUUUCAAAGUAAAUAGCAACAUUUGAUCCCAUUUUAUUUAAUUACUCUUGCCUACAAAAAACUUAAGACAAAAGAGUAUUUGACCAGGUGAUAUUAACAAAAUACAGCAUAAUACAUUAUUUUUGAGAAACUGCUUACUGAUAUGGACUCGAAACUUUGGAUAAACUCAUUCAGCAUUUCUAUGCCAUAAGCAUUUUCAAAAUUGUUAGUUUUUAUGAAUAGGGAAUAGAGAAGUAGUUUGGCUUUUGAGUAUAUCUGAAAUAAAAACUUACUUUUAUAGGUAAGCAUUACAAUUUAUUGUAAAACAAGAUUUAAAUAGGAGGCCAAACUCUYUUAAGAUUAGAAAUUACAAACAGCCUACAAUGAUAACUAAGCUAUACUAAUUUAUCACCAUACCUUAUUCGUAAUGCUUAAGCUGUUGCUUUUUUGAUAUUCAAGAUAACUAUAGUGUUCUCUCAUAUUUCUGCAUUUAAUUUCUAGAUUAGGUAUUAAAUCCUACUCAUCUCAAGAAAAGCCCUGAUUUUCCAGUUAUGAAAAUGCUCGUUUCAAAUUCUUCUCUGAAUCCAAUACCAUAAGAAUUGUCUUCUUUAGAUAAUCUGCUGUCAGAUGUAUUGUUAUCUCUUAGUUUAGCAAGUUUGAGAAUGAAAUUUUACCUGCCCUUCAGAUUAAACCUUGAAGUAUUUGAAAUACUUGAAGGGAAAGAUUAAGGUACCAGAUUGAACUGGGGAUUGAACUCCGGGGCACUCAAUCACUGUAUCACAUCCCCAACCCUAUUUUGUAUUUUAUU
Molecule: messenger RNA, 3567 nt
Organism: Urocitellus parryii (Arctic ground squirrel)
Lineage: Eukaryota; Metazoa; Chordata; Mammalia; Rodentia; Sciuridae
Gene: Pde12
Product: phosphodiesterase 12
Biological process (GO): nuclear-transcribed mRNA catabolic process, deadenylation-dependent decay
Cellular component (GO): mitochondrion
Molecular function (GO): 3'-5'-RNA exonuclease activity
Source: RefSeq, a predicted model, not a curated record